AAGGUAGACGGACAGUUGAUAAACCCUUCUUCCAUUUCGCAUCCUCUCUCUCUCGAGCUCUCAUAUCGCAGUCUCGAGCAGGAAGAAGAUGAGAUCUUCAAUGUUCCAGUUGCUCAGAUCGGGAUCAGCUUCUCGGGCGAGCCUACUCCGCCGUGGCUACAGCUCUGGCGCCGUGCCGGAGCGGAAGGUGGCGGUCCUCGGGGCCGCUGGUGGCAUCGGCCAGCCCCUCUCCCUCCUCAUGAAACUCAAUCCGCUCGUUUCCAAGCUCGCUCUCUACGAUAUCGCUGGCACUCCCGGCGUUGCAGCUGAUGUCAGCCACAUCAACACUAGAUCUGAGAUUGCCGGAUACGCUGGUGAAGACCAGCUGGGGCAAGCUUUGGAGGGAUCAGAUGUUGUCAUCAUUCCAGCUGGUGUGCCAAGAAAGCCUGGAAUGACCCGCGAUGAUCUCUUUAACAUCAAUGCAGGCAUUGUCAAGUCUCUGUGUACUGCCAUCGCAAAAUACUGCCCCAACGCACUCGUGAAUAUGAUUAGCAACCCUGUGAACUCGACAGUCCCAAUUGCAGCAGAGGUUUUCAAGAAGGCAGGAACAUAUGAUGAGAAGAAACUGUUCGGCGUGACAACUCUUGAUGUUGUUCGGGCCAAGACUUUCUAUGCUGGAAAGGCUAAAGUCCCUGUAGAAGAGGUUAAUGUACCAGUUGUUGGUGGGCAUGCUGGCAUAACCAUCCUCCCAUUGUUCUCCCAAGCCACACCAAAAGCCAAUUUGCCUGAUGAAGAUAUCAAGGCACUUACUAAACGGACUCAAGAUGGAGGAACGGAAGUUGUGGAGGCAAAGGCCGGAAAGGGAUCUGCAACACUUUCAAUGGCCUAUGCAGGAGCCUUGUUUGCUGAUGCUUGCCUGAAGGGACUGAAUGGAGUUCCUGAUGUGGUCGAAUGCUCGUUUGUGCAGUCUAGCAUCACUGAACUGCCUUUCUUUGCUUCUAAGGUGAAGCUCGGGAAGAAUGGCGUGGAUGAAGUCUUUGGGCUAGGCCCAUUAUCGGACUAUGAGAAACAAGGUCUGGAGAGCCUCAUCCCUGAACUCAAAGCCUCCAUCGAGAAGGGAAUCAAGUUUGCGAACCAGAGCUAGUCAAAUCCAUUUCUCCUGGUCACGGUCAUGGAAGUGGUUAUCCUUCCAAUUAUUCUUAGCUUUAGUGAAAUUUUGUUCAAUUGUGCAAUCUCAUAUUCAUCAAAGAUGAUAAAUCUGGUUAUAUAAAUUUUUCACGACGAGAUCAGGGCUGAAAGAAGAGUUUGUUGAAUAAAUGAUCAGUGCCAAACGGAUUGAUUAUGAGAACUUCUUGUCAAGUGGAGUUUAUCAGGAUUCCUAUUUAAGGAUCACUUAAAUCUCUUUCAAGAGAAA
Punica granatum (pomegranate) is the source of this 1393-nucleotide messenger RNA. Lineage: Eukaryota; Viridiplantae; Streptophyta; Magnoliopsida; Myrtales; Lythraceae. The record is from RefSeq and is a predicted model, not a curated record.